AUGUCCGAUCAGGCCCCAGAGCCCGCCCCCCCGCGCCAGGCCCAGGCCUUGCGGCGCCGCUUCUGGUCCGGGCCAGGUCCUUCAACUGCAGAUGCCACUUUGAGGAGAAGGAUCAAACCCUGGGAAUUUACAGUCUUCUUCGACCCUAGAGAACUCCGUAAAGAGACCUGUCUGUUCUAUGAAAUCAGGUGGGGUAUGAGCCACAGAAUCUGGCGAAACACAGGCGCAAACACAACCAAACAUGUUGAAGUCAAUUUUAUUGAAAAAUUUACCUCUGAGAGAAAGUUCUGCCCAUCCAUCAGCUGCGUCAUCACCUGGUUCAUGUCCUGGAGCCCGUGUUGGGAGUGCUGCAAAGUUAUUAGAGAAUUUUUAAACCAACACCCCAAUGUGACUCUGGUUAUUUAUGUAGCUCGGCUUUUUCACCAUAUGGAUCAGCAAAACCGACAAGGACUCAGGGACCUUAUUAUCAGUGGUGUAACUAUCCAGAUUAUGGGAUUUUCAGAGUAUGAACACUGCUGGAGGAAUUUUGUAGAUUACCCACCUGGGGAAGAAGCUACCUGGCCAAGAUAUCCUCCUCUGUGGCUGAGGCUGUAUGCACUGGAACUCCACUGUAUCAUUCUAAGUCUUCCACCCUGCUUAAAGAUUUCAAGAAGACAUCAACAUCAGGAGACAAUUUUCAACCUUUCUCUUAGAAAAUGUCAUUACCAAAUGAUUCCACCCCAUAUCCUUUUAGCUACAGAGCUGAUACAACCUUCUAUGACUUGGAAAUGA
Messenger RNA from Elephantulus edwardii (Cape elephant shrew), 771 nucleotides. It is a transcript of the gene APOBEC1, whose product is annotated as apolipoprotein B mRNA editing enzyme, catalytic polypeptide 1. The coding region runs from base 1 to 771 and encodes 256 amino acids. The transcript is spliced from 5 exons. Gene Ontology annotation, cellular component: cytoplasm; nucleus. NCBI's taxonomy places the organism in Eukaryota, Metazoa, Chordata, Mammalia, Macroscelidea, Macroscelididae. Gene Ontology annotation, biological process: cytidine to uridine editing. The record is from RefSeq and is a predicted model, not a curated record. Gene Ontology annotation, molecular function: cytidine deaminase activity; zinc ion binding; RNA binding.